CAUCUCCUUGGGCAGCCUCUUCCAAUGUUUAACAACCCUUUCUGUGAAGAAACUCCUCCUGAUGUCCAAAAUUCCUCCUGAUGUGGCUUGUUGUGCCACGCUUCCGUGCUCAGACCUGUUUCAGCUGUGACUCAUCAUUGCUGGCUCUGCCGGUCAACAAAGUGAAACAAAAUGUUAAUAUCACAGCUGAGUUCCCAGUUACUGAAGGCUUCGAGAAUUGCAGGCCACCUUUUGCCCAGGUCUGUGUCUUCCUUCCUUUGCUGCCGCUCCACGUCCGCCCACUACAGCACCCAGCCCCCCAACACGAGCGGGGCCCAGCCCCAGCAGUGGCACACCCUGGACCCUGAGCUGGAGGAGAUCCUGAUUCCCAGGAAACUCUCCAUCAGCCCCUUGGAGAGCUGGCUGUCAGUGAGAUAUUCCCUUCCCCAAGCAGAGGGGGCUCAGGAGGAGGUGGGCCAUGAGCCCCCCCAGGGGUCCGAGUGCCCCCCGCCUGCCGUGGGGGAAGGAGGGGGAGCCCCCGGGGGGACAGUGCAGUGCAAGAACGUCCUCAAGAUCCGCAGGAGGAAGAUGAACCGCCACAAGUACAAGAAGCUGCUCAAGAGGAGGAAGUUCAUCCGCAGGAGGAUAAAGGAGGGGCGCAAGAAGAGGCGUCAGAUAAAAUUCGAGAAGGAUUUGGAGCGCAUCUGGAAAAGGGCUGGUUUGAAAGGCCCUCCUGCAGGCUGGCAAACACCCAAGAUAUUCCUGAGGAGUUCAAAGCGAUAAAACCCCACCUGUCAUGAGUUUUGACCUGUAAUUGUAAUUAAAAAAAAAAAUAUUGCAGUACCUGGAUGACAUUUACCCUUUCUCUGAACGUGAUGAAAUGAGCAGGAAGGAGUUUUCCAAGCACAGACCUGAGGGGAAUCUGCUUUUCCUCCCCAGAGGAGUGGUGUGAGCUCUUUGUGUGGUGGUUUGGUGCUGCUCUGUGCUCUGUGUCUGAGCAAAGGUGUCCUGGGGCUGCAGCUGAAUUUCUGGAAUUCCUGUUUGAUUAAUUAGAGCAUAAGAACAAUCAGCUGUGGGAGAUGGGAUCAGUGGAAGGAUCCUUCUUGAUUGUAUAUAUGACACAAGCAUUUGGAAAAGGUCAAAACUGCAUUCUCUCAUAGCCUUAUUUCAGAAAGGCUGGUGUUUUCUAAGAAUUCUGGGGAGAUAGGGGUUGGAUCAGAAUUCCAUAGGAUGUGUCUGUAUCUGCAAAAGCUUUAUCUGAAGCCUUGGUGUGCAUGUGCCUUAGGCAUUGCAUGGACAACCUUAAAGGCACAUUUGUGCUCUAUUUUGUGCUAAUAAAAAACUGUUAUUUUUGUUUUCUUUGAUUGACCCCUGUCACACAGAACAUCCAGGUCUUGGUAUCAAUAAAAGCUCAGAGCUAAUUAUUCGUUAACUA
This is a messenger RNA of Manacus vitellinus (golden-collared manakin), 1414 nucleotides long. RefSeq names its product aurora kinase A interacting protein 1 (gene AURKAIP1). The record is from RefSeq and is a predicted model, not a curated record. The transcript is spliced from 4 exons. Gene Ontology annotation, biological process: mRNA processing. Gene Ontology annotation, cellular component: mitochondrion. The coding region runs from base 172 to 762 and encodes 196 amino acids. Lineage: Eukaryota; Metazoa; Chordata; Aves; Passeriformes; Pipridae.